AUGCGAGACACUAGACGCACCGGCCUCAAAAUCGCCUUUGUCUACGAUCCAAAGGACUACUAUGAAUCCAUAGGAUUUUCCAAGAGUGAAUGCGCCGAUCUAGCGGACGAUGUGACCAUCAACGGCGUAGCAUCAGCCCUCGAAAGUCUCGGCCACCGUGUGGUCCAUGUUCCCGGGAUCAAGACUCUCGUCAAACAUCUCGCAGCAGAGCAUCAUAAGCAAUGGGAUCUUGUGUUCAACUACAGCGAAGGGGUAUUCGGCUCCGCUCGUGAGUCGCAGGUUCCCGCCCUAUUAGAAGCCUAUCAGAUCCCUUUUACCUUUUCCGAUGCGGCGACGCUCGCAACGGGGAUCGAUAAGGGAAAAACCAAGAUGGUGUUAGAACACUAUCGGAUCCCAACUAGUCCGUUUGCCAUCGUCCCCAGGUCCGGCGAACUCGUCGACUACGCCGCCCUGGCAGACCAGAUACCGUAUCCUCUCUUUGCAAAGCCAAUCGCCGCAUCCACCUCGAACGGCAUCUCACCAUCGAACAAGAUCCUCCGAAAGGAAGAUCUCCAAGAUGUUGUGGAGGACCUCCGCGCCGAAUUCAAAGAUCAGGAAAUCCUCCUCGAGAAAUUCUUAGACGGCCGCGAAUUCACAGUAGCCAUCCUUGGGACCGGUGGUCGAGCCCGAGUGCUGGGUGUCUCCGAGGUGACAUGGUACAAUCCGGAGGGACGAAAGAGUGAUGACCUCUCCGUUGACUUCGCCACCAGCUUCUCCAAGGAGGGCAGGGGUGUUGGGCAUGACAUGGGUCAUGUCCAUGCGGACCUGGCCGAUCCACUGGUCAAGGUGGUGGCUGAGAUCGGAUUCUCUACAUACCAAGCACUAGGUUGUAGAGAUGGAGGCCGGGUCGAUAUCCGCCUAGAUGGCGCCGUGCCAUAUGUCAUCGAGGUGAAUCCAAUUUUUGGACUGCGGCCUGAUCACUCUUUGUUCACUUGGAUCGCGAAAAACAACGGAAUGGAAUACCAGGACAUCAUCGCGGAGAUUGUCGACAACGCUCUACUAAGGCAAAAACCGACGACGGUGCCAAAUGGUUUAAAGAAUUGA
Aspergillus pseudotamarii is the source of this 1083-nucleotide messenger RNA. Its product is annotated as D-alanine--D-alanine ligase family protein. The record is from RefSeq and is a predicted model, not a curated record. Gene Ontology annotation, biological process: peptidoglycan biosynthetic process. Gene Ontology annotation, molecular function: D-alanine-D-alanine ligase activity; metal ion binding; ATP binding. The coding region runs from base 1 to 1083 and encodes 360 amino acids. Lineage: Eukaryota; Fungi; Ascomycota; Eurotiomycetes; Eurotiales; Aspergillaceae. The transcript has 3 exons.